Pelmatolapia mariae (spotted tilapia) is the source of this 2256-nucleotide messenger RNA. RefSeq lists its product as uncharacterized. The record is from RefSeq and is a predicted model, not a curated record. The transcript is spliced from 22 exons. The coding region runs from base 112 to 2256 and encodes 714 amino acids. NCBI's taxonomy places the organism in Eukaryota, Metazoa, Chordata, Actinopteri, Cichliformes, Cichlidae.
CAAGCUAGGCUAGACUACCUACAUCUGAAAGUAUUUGGGGUUUUUUUUUUUCUUCAUCCCAGCAUCUUCUCUUUUGCUCCUGCAGGCUCAGCUUGCACUGCAGUUGAAAUCAUGGAUAUUUUGCUUAAGGAAAUAAGACGCAAGGAUGAAGCAGCAGCCUCUGUACUGGAACAGGCAGGUUUGAGAGCUGGCUCAGAUCUCCAGUUACUGACUUUACAAGAGCUGGGUGAGCUGUUACCUGGAGUUGAAAAUUUCAAACUGAGAAGGGAAAUCUUUGAUAUAAUACACACGCAGAAACCAAUUGAUGUGCUCAUAGAAGAAUUCAAGGACUUCAUCCCACAUGAAUCUCUCAGGGCUGCCUUAACCGAAAAUGGAGUCUUGGUGGACUACCUGAAAAUGUUGAAGGAAAUGAAGACCCAAAUGAAUAAUGAUUUCCUUGAUCGACAUAUCAGUCUGUUGGAGGACUUCAGGAAAUCUCAACCAUCGCAGGACCAGGACAAAGGUGAAAUCAUGGAUAUUUUGCUUAAGGAAAUAAGACGCAAGGAUGGAAAAGCAGCCUCUGUACUGGAAGAGGCAGGUUUGAGAGCUGACUCAGAUCUCCAGUCACUGACUUUACAAGACCUGGGUGAGCUGUUCCCUGGAGUUAAAAAUGCCAAACUGAGAAGGAAAAUCUUUGAUGUAGUACACAAGCAGAAACCAAUGGAUGUGCUCAUAAAAGAAUUCAAGGACUUCAUCCCACAUGAAUCUCUCAGCGAUCCCUUAACCGAAAAUGGAGUCUUGGUCAACUACCUGAAAAUGUUGAAGGAAAUGAAGACCCAAAGGAAUAAAGUGCAGGAGUUCCUUGAUGCUCAUAUCAAUCUACUGGAGGACUUGAGGAAAUCUCAACCAUCGCAGGACAAAGGCAAAAUCAUGGAUAUUUUGCUUAAGGAAAUAAGACGCAAGGAUGGAAAAGCAGCCUCUGUACUGGAAGAGGCAGGUUUGAGAGCUGACUCAGAUCUCCAGUUACUGACUUUACAAGACCUGGGUUUGCUGUUCCCUGGAGUUAAAAAUGCCAAACAGAGAAUUGAAAUCUUUGCUAUAAUACACACGCAGAAACAAAUUGAUGUGCCCAUAGAAGAAUUCAAGGACUUCAUCCCACAUGAAUCUCUCAGUGCUGCCUUAACGGAAAAUAGAGUCUUAGUCAACUACCUGAAAAUGUUGAAGGAAAUGAAGACCCAAAUGAAUAAAGUGCAAGAUUUUCUUGCUGCUCAUAUCAAUCUACUGGAGGACUUCAGGAAAUCUCAACCAUUGCAGGACCAGGAGAAAGGUUCUUUGUCAAGUAGUCACAAUAGCCAACCUAGUGACCCUCCACAAACACAACAAGCUGCCAGUAGUGCAUUGCACUCCUCACACUCUACUACUUUCAAGUGUGACCACCCAGAGAAAAGACAAGGAUCUUUGUCAAGUAGUGACAACAGCCAAACUGGUGACCCUCCACAAAUACAACAAGAUAUAACUGCCAGUAGUGCAGUGAUGUCCCCACCCUCUCCUACCUCCACUCCAGACCAUCCAGAGAAAAGAUCAGGUUCUUUCUCAAGUAGUCCAGCGAAGCGCCACAAUAGCCAAACUAGUGACCCUUCACAAAUCCAACAAGAUUGCAGUAGCAGGAGCCGGCGUCUUUCUAGGCGCUCUGUUUCCACUCAUGUCCAGCCACAGAAAAGACAAGUGACGUUCAAGAUGGUCGUCAGCGGAGUAACCUUUGAUGCCCAUAAGCAGCUACUGGACAGAUUAACGACUUCAAGCGGGAAUAAAGUUUUGAAGUUGCUCAGUCAGGAGGAAGGUGAGGUCAUCAUUGUCUUCUGUCCUGUUGUUUCACGUAUGGGGACAGAUGUUGAGGCAGCCACGGCCAAAAUCACAGGUGAUAAACCUGUCAUACUGGUUGUGAUGCAUCACGCAUAUGAAGCCAAACCUGUACCCUCAGUGAAAACAUGGAAGGAUUCUUGGAAGGUUGUUUUGUGUGUUCAUGUUUUCUACCAUGAGAAGCUCCAUGGAUUGCUGCCAUGUCAGGAAAAUAAUGAUGCCAUCUUUAAGAUACAAACAGAAUUACUGAAAUACGGUGUUGACAUAACUGAAAGUACAAGUGGAGAUACUUGGAACAGAGCAGCCAAAGGUUCACCAUCGAGCCCAGCCCUCAACAAGGCAAUCGAAGUUACAUUGCCCAGCCUCGCCCCCCUUAGUUCCUCCUUACCACCUUCAUGCUCUGUCUCCGCAGUCUGA